GCGCAUGCGCGGAGCCUGAAGUGGGACGGGCUGCACGAUUGUCUUUCUUCACGGCUGUAAGUUUACUUUGCGGCUCAGCUAUACAGGCGCAAACAGCACAAGGCAGGGUGGGUUGCGGUUCUCUCGGCCACGUAAGCAAGCCAAACACGCCGUGCGUCUCCUUUUCUAACUAGCAGGUCAAGUUUGGAUGGUGGAUGGGGGUGACUUGUCAGUAAGUGAUGUCAUUGAGGUGGUGGGAGCAGUGGACCCUAGUGGGCUCAAACAGCACCACUGGGUCUAGCGGCCCCAACGACAAGACCUGCUUCAACAGCACGCAGAAUACCGUCCUGAAUGGAGGCAACUUUGGGGGCGUGCCAGUGGUGCUGCUUCUCAACUUUAGCUUCUUUUUGGUGUUGCUGGUCCUGUUCUCAAUUAUACGGAGGAAGUUCUGGGACUACGGACGCCUGGCAUUGGUUGCGGACAGCGAAGGGGUCAACGGGUCAGGACGCCAUCAGUACAAACACACCUCGUCCUGUGUGUCCAAUAUGGAUGACCUCGAGUAUGAAAUGGGCUUCUGUUCUUGGCUGCCUUUCAUCCUCAGAAUGGAUGACGAAAAAAUAAAAGCCAGAUGCGGCCAGGACGCCGUUCACUACCUGUCCUUCCAGCGUCAUCUGGUCAUCCUUUUGCUGGUCAUUACGGUCACCUCCCUCUCAAUCAUAUUGCCCGUCAACUUGACGGGUGACCUGCUAGGCAACAAUCCAAGGAGUUUUGGAAGAACGACUAUUGGGAAUCUCCAAAAGGGAAACGACUGGUUGUGGCUUCACACAGUUUUUGCCGUCCUGUAUCUUGGCCUCACUGUUGUUUUGCUGCGACACCACACAUCGCAAAUGAAAGGCAUGGGUCAAGACAUAGCACGAAACACCUUGUUUGUGACCUCCGUUCCAAAAACAGCGACAGAGGAAGACGUAAAGACACAUUUCACAGAGGCGUACCCCACCUGCCGAGUGUGUGCGGUCAACAUUGCCUAUGAUGUGGCCAAGCUCAUGCACCUUGAUAAGGAAAGGGUCCGAGCUGGAAAAAACCUGCGUUACUACGAGCGUGUUCUGGAGAAGAUGGGACACCGGGAAACAAUACAUCCCAGACUCUGCGGUUAUCUCUGUUGCUGCGUCAACUGUGACAAGGUGGAUGCUAUACAAUACUACAGCACCAAAGAAAAAGACCUGCUGGAGGAGGUCAGGCAGCAGGUGGAAAUGGUGCCACAGCGCCCCCUGGGGCUUGCCUUUGUCACCCUUCAGACUGAAGCCAUGGCUAAGUACGUUUUGAAAGAUUUCAAUGCGCUGGAAUGCGGCGGCACGAGUUGCUGUUGCGGCCGACAGCCUCAGCCAUCCAGCAAGAGCGCGAGUAUCAAAGUGAGGAAGUGGAGGGUCAGCUUCGCGCCCCAUCCCAAAAACCUCUAUUGGGACCAUCUGUCAGUCCAGGGCUUCUCCUGGUUCUUGCGCUACAUGAUGCUCAACUUCCUGCUUUUCUUCCUGCUCACCUUCCUCACCACCCCCACCAUCAUCAUCAACACCAUUGACAAGUUCAACGUCACCAUGCCCAUCUAUUAUCUGAAUAACCCAAUCAUCAGUCAGUUCUUCCCGACCUUCCUACUGUGGUGCUUCUCAGCACUGCUGCCCACCAUCGUCUACUACUCCACACUGGGGGAGGCCCACUGGAGCAGGUCCAGCGAGCAGCUGAGUAUGAUGCACAAGCUUUAUUUCUUCCUGCUCUUCAUGGUGCUCAUCCUUCCCUCGCUCGGACUCACCAGUCUCGCCUUGUUUUUCCGCUGGCUGUUUGACAAAGAAUUUCUAACGGAUGGGAAGCUGAGGUUUGAAUGCGUUUUCUUACCUGACCAAGGUGCCUUUUUCGUCAACUACGUGAUCGCGGCGGCCCUGGUGGGCUCGGCCAUGGAUCUGAUGCGAUUGCCUGGUCUGCUUCUGUACAUCAUCCGCCUAGCAUUUGCCCGCUCAGCCGCUGAAAGGAAAUACGUCAAACAGAACCAAGCCUAUGAGUUUGAGUAUGGUGCCAUGUAUGGCUGGAUCCUGUGUGUGUUUACAGUCAUCAUGGCAUACAGUGUCAUUUGUCCCAUUAUUGUGCCUUUCGGUCUCCUAUACAUGACGCUGAAGCACCUGGUAGACAAGCACAACUUGUACUUCGCCUACUUGCCGACACGUCUCGACCGCCAAGUCCACCUGAAGGCUGUCAAUCAAGCUCUGGCCGCGCCCAUCAUCUGCCUAAUAUGGCUUUAUUUCUUUUCGGUCCUUAGAACAGGUUUCUGGGCACCCACUUCUCUGUUUACCUUGGUUGUGCUUGUCGUCACCAUCCUCAUCUGCAUCAGCUACACCUGUUUUGGCCAUUUCCAGUAUCUCAGUCCGCACAAUUACACGGUGAAGGAGGAAGAUGAGGACACACCUGAGGGAGAGGAGGAAAACACCAUGGUUUACCUACCCAGAGUGCUGAAUCCCAAAUCGUCAGCGGAGACUCCAAAGGCGACUCAGGCCUGGCAGUCGUACGGUUCCGCAGAGGGCAGCCUGCAGCAUAGCCCCUCUCCUGAUGAGGACGACAUCACCGAACAAUCUUAGUUUGACAUCUUGCAUUAACCCGGCCAUCAAAGGACAUAGGGGUGUGAUGACAUUGUGUCAAAGAUUAACGCAGGGGAAAGGAUGCCAUUUGUUUGAUAUCAGAGGGACGUGUUGACAAGAAAGCAAACUUCUGGGCCUUUGUGAUUUGUUGCCAAAAAAAUAAGCACAUCAUUGUUUGAGGAAAAAGAAAAGUGGAAUGAAUGUCUUGAGAAAUGAUGAAUGACAAAUAACAAAUAAGCAUUACUGAUACCAAAGAUGUAAGUGAGCGAUUUAUGAUUCAAAUGGACCUCUGCCAAGGGGGGAGCACUUCAUGUUAUAAUAAUGCACUUUACGUCACACAUCUGUUAUUUAUGUACACGCUGAGUUGGGAUUACGAAUCAGACUUUUU
Messenger RNA from Syngnathus acus (greater pipefish), 2988 nucleotides. It is a transcript of the gene tmem63a, whose product is annotated as transmembrane protein 63A. The record is from RefSeq and is a predicted model, not a curated record. Gene Ontology annotation, molecular function: calcium-activated cation channel activity; nucleic acid binding. Gene Ontology annotation, cellular component: plasma membrane. NCBI's taxonomy places the organism in Eukaryota, Metazoa, Chordata, Actinopteri, Syngnathiformes, Syngnathidae. The transcript has 23 exons. The coding region runs from base 219 to 2600 and encodes 793 amino acids.